Molecule: messenger RNA, 1132 nt
Organism: Chara braunii
Lineage: Eukaryota; Viridiplantae; Streptophyta; Charophyceae; Charales; Characeae
Source: the annotation of a GenBank genome assembly
UGCUCAUUCUAUCGAUGGAAAACUCUCUCUCUCUCUCUCUCUCUGUCUCUCUCUCUCUCUCUCUCUCUCUCUCUCUCUCUCUCUCUCUCUCUCUCUCUCUCUCUCUCUCUCUUUCUCUCUCUCUCGGCUAGCCACGUGGGGGGGCAUUUUUCUUUUGUUUUUUUCAUAGGAGAUGGCUAUGGCGGGAUCUUUGUCACGUUGUUUGGCGGAGGAGGAGCGGGAGGAGGAGCGAGGCAAGGAGCGGGAGGAGCGGGAGGAGCGGGAGGGGCGGGAGGAGGGAUGGGAAAAGGAGCGGGAAAAGGAGGAGUGGGAGGAACGGGAGCAGGUGGACCAGGAGAAGUGCGAGGAGCACGAGGACGAGCGGGAGAAGGAGCAGGAGGAGGAACAGGGGAAAGAGAAGGGGAAGCAGCGGGAGAAGGAGAAGCAGCAGGAGGGAGCGCGGGAGAAGGAGAGGGAGGAGGAGAGGCAGGAGCAGCAGGAGAACGAGCGGGAGCGGGGGUAUGGCGAGAGCUUUGUCACGUUGUUUGGCGGAGGAGGAACGGGAGGGGGAGGAGGAGGAGGAGGAGGAGGAGGAGUGGGAGGAGCGGGAGAAGGAGCGGGAGGAGGAGUGGGAGAAGGAGCGGGGAAGGAGCGGGAGCGGGGCUAUGGUGCGGGAAGAGGAGCGGGAGGAAGGGGAGGAGGAACGGGGGGGAAAGCAGGAGAAUCAGCCGGAGGAGGAGGAGCAGCAGGAGGAGAAACGGGAAGGGGCGGAGGAGGCGCGGGAGGAGGGGCGGKAGGAGUGGGAGGAGGAGCGGGAGGGGAAACGGGGAGGGGGUUAACGAACACGCGGGAGGUGGAGGAGGACCGGAGGGGGAGGAGGAGGAGGAGUGGGAGGAGCAGGAGAAGGAGCGGGAGGAGGCAUGGGAGAAGGAGCGGGGAAGGAGCGGGAGCGGGCCUAUGGCACGGGAAGAGGAGCGGGGGGGGGGGGAGGAGGAACGGGGGGAAAAGCAGGAGAAGCAGCGGAAGGAGGACGAGCAGCACGAUAGGGGCCUUUUGAAAUCCAAAGAUAGUUUAACCUUGAAAUUAUUAACUGUCAAUAGUUCAAGGUAUUUUAGUGAAUCAAUGAUGUAAAUAAUGAAAAUCAAUGUAUCUC